This is a messenger RNA of Tupaia belangeri chinensis (Chinese tree shrew), 4811 nucleotides long. It is a transcript of the gene TMEM200C, whose product is annotated as transmembrane protein 200C. The coding region runs from base 2629 to 4044 and encodes 471 amino acids. The transcript is spliced from 3 exons. Lineage: Eukaryota; Metazoa; Chordata; Mammalia; Scandentia; Tupaiidae. The record is from RefSeq and is a predicted model, not a curated record.
GUUUGCCUAUAAUGCUGCCAUUUUGAGCAAUUCUGUCACUCCUCAGCCCCGAGCUGCCCCUCCCCACACCUCCGUCCCUCGAGCUGGGUCCCCCGGGCUGAUGGCGUUCGGGGAGAGGCUUUCUCCUGGGCAGGCUAUCCGGGACACGCUGCCCAGAAAAAGCGACUUCAGGAUUGCCCUCACUUGGCUGCUGCCUGUCUUCUUUCCAGAAGCGGAUUCCCACUGCUGCACUCAUGUGACUCCAACAUAAAUAAGCAGCCCCAAACCCGGGAAGGGGGUUCACUGCCCUGCCGGCGAGGCGCCGGGGGCGAGGACCUGGGUUGGCGGCCGGACGGAGCCUGCUGCUCCCCGCCUGUGGGUUCUGAGCUUCAGUACCGCCGAGGGGGGCUUAAUCCAUCAUGAGCAGAGAACUCGAACGUCUCUCCUGGAAGCAGUUGUAUUUUUAGACAUCCCUCCUUUGCUUCCCCCAUCCUCCAUUCCUUAGCCACGGAAAGACCAGCAUCAGGCAGUAAAUUUCGAGCGCAGCCAACGUCGACUGCAAAGUUUGUUUUCUUUCCUUAGGAGUGCAGGAAAACCUAAGAGGUGGGGUCUGGCCCUUUGCAUCUGACUUUUGUCAGUAUUUGACGUCAAAUGGAGAUAUGGUAGAAAGGAGUUCGGCCUUCAACAGAACUGAAGAAAUUAGUAAACUAGGGAGCUGAUUACUAGCGGUUAAACUAAUUUUGAAGAUCUGUAAACGGUUGUUGAAAUCCAUUCCAGACUUUCUACCAGAGCCAAAACUGCCUUGCUGGGAAGAAAUACAAGUGGGUACCUUUCUCUCCCACGACAUCCAGCAUCCUGGUGCCCCUCCAGAAUGCCCAGCACAAUGUCGGUCCUUCUGUGGGAGAGCCACCCUGCCCAUGGAGUCUGUGUUUGUGUCUAAGAUGUCUGGUCUUUAAAGCCUUCUGCCUUGACCACAGAUCUCCAGGUUAUUAAAGAUGCUGGAGUCUGGGAUCACUUGAAACAGCAGUCUCUCUGUUACAACUAUAUAAUAAAUGUGCUUAUUGGGGGAAGGGUGAGAGAUGGACAGCAAGCUACUCUUUAUUUUUUUACAAUCUGUUUAUAUGAACUUCUAGUGUAGCUCCUUCUUCAGAGAAAAUUGACAAGGUUUCUAGAUGUAGGCUCUCUACUGACCCCUCUCACCUAGCGUGUCUCUUUACUGAAACCCAACCCAGUUCCAAGACAUACUGAUCUGCAAACAUUGUGAAGAGCUGAUUACCAUUUGCUUUCCCAUCAUGGAGAAAAGAUCCUUCCUAUAUAUUGAUAGAAUGAAGAGAGUCAAGGCCCAAAGCUUUCCACCCAAGCACCAAUAAAAGGCAACAUUCUACCCAAGUAAUUCCCCAUUUUCAAAGGACGGUUUAUUCUAAACUAUGAAUUAUCUUAUAUAGAAUAUAAGGCUUAUGAGUGAUAUCUAAAUCUUUCAGGUUUCACACAACACCCUUAAUUUUAGCAUUUCUUUUAUAUAGUAGGAAACACAACUAAUGGAACAGAAAAUAUUUUUACUCGAGGGAGUCAGCAAGACUGAACAUUUCAAAAGCUGCCAGAUAACCACAAAUACUCCUCUGUGAAUUGACCUAUCCAGACUGUAUUCCACACAACUAGAUAAACUCCAUAGGUAUAGUCUACUGAAUAUUGCCACUCUCCCAUCCUAAAAGUGACCUCUCCAGAAAAGAAUGAAGGAAACAGCUUUUACUGGGGAAAUGUCUUUCUACAAAUCAUUAUUAUUAGUAGAAUGCUCUACCUAGUUAAUUGCCUACUCAUUUGAAUACUGAGAUUCUAUUGAGUGCUCUGGCACAUUAAGGGAGGGUGAGAAAGCUAUUAUGGCACAGUGCUUUUGAUUAUUAUUAUUAAAGAUUGUAAUUUUCUCAUAUGAGAAAGAGACCUUUGUCUUGAUUCCAGAGUACUUUCUGAAUUCCCUGAUGAAAACUAGCACAUGAUACCUUUAAGGGAGUUCCUCUGAGGGAGGAGAGAAGGCCAGAAGGAAGAGCUCUGUUACAUAACCAUUACCUAAAACUAAAUAUUCCACCCCAAGAAGCUGUCCAGAUGUUGCAGAGUAGAGAUGAGAAGGCUGGGAGAGGCAUCUGCUCGCUUUUAGCUGUCGGGACAAGAAUAGAUGGGAGACAACUUUGUGAAGGGAUUUACUGUCAGGGUAUUGGAAUAUCUCUGAUGUUUCCCCAGCAAUGAACUCCAUUAAUUAUCUGAAGUAAAUAAGCCAUCUGCCUGCCAGUAUACGACCUUUGAUUUUCAUCCAGUGAAAUGAAUUCCUUUCAUCUUCAUACAGUAGUAACUUUCGUGGCUGUUUUACUGACUUUGGGCCCUAUGUUGACAGAUUCCUGGGCUGAGAGAUUUGAAACUACUCUAGGAGCUCCCUUGGGAAAUCCUCUGAUUCCAGUAGGACUAAGCGAAAGGCCCUUAUCAGGAAAGCCCUCAACCACUACUUUGAAUCCCCACAGUUAGUUUUCGCGAAUGGUGGGAACUCCACUGGCUGCCAGCCAUGAGAGUUCGACCUGGAGGAGGUGGAGGAGCAGCUAGUGGGCAGCUGGCGGCCCCCCUGCACAAGCCUCCGCCCCAGGGGCUGGCCACGACUUCGCCAUGAUCGCUACCGGGGGCCUGCUGAGGAUUUCCGCCAGAAAGCAGGAUCCUCUCCGCCCCCCAACCCAAGUCCCCAAGCGCAAGAGGAAAGCCAAGAAGAGGCGCAAAAACGACGUGGUGGUGGUGAAAGGCAAGCUAAAGCUGUGCUCCAUCUCGGGGCUCAUCGCCCUCUGCGGGAUCCUGGUGCUGCUGGUGGGCAUAGCCUUGGCAGUAGUGGGCUACUGGCCCAAGACCAGUGGGGCCAACAGGGAGGCCGGUAAGCAGAUGCCGCCUGCGGGCAGCGGCCAGCGCUUCCUGACUACCGCCAACAGCAGCAGCAGUGACAGCAAAAACCGGACGAAGAGCCACCUGGGAACUCCAGAGAGUGUCAACUCCAGUUCCGUGGGCGCGCCCAGGAGCACACCUCCCGCGCAGUCCACCGCCCCUUCCUCGUCCUCCUCCCCGUCAGUGGGUUUCUUCUUUCGCAUUUUCUCCGGCUACCUGCACUCAGACAAGCUCAAGGUCUUCGGCCCCCUCAUCAUGGGCAUCGGCAUCUUCCUCUUCAUCUGCGCCAACGCGGUGCUGCACGAGAACCGGGACAAGAAGACCAAGAUCAUCAACCUGCGAGAUCUCUACUCCACCGUCAUCGACGUGCACAGCCUCCGUGCCAAAGACCUGGCCGCUGCCGCCGCCGCUGCCGCCGCCGCCGCUGCCUCCUCCUCGUCGCCCUCGGCCCCCGCCUCGGCGCCCCCCGGGUCUGCGCCGCUCAACGGCUUUCUCACCUACGUGCAGUCUCGGGGUCUGGAGUUGAAGCCCGGGAGCUGCGGCAGCGCCGGGGACGCCUUCGGGGCGGCAGCGAUGCUGGCCAGGGGUUCGUGGCCCCAGCCCACAGCGUUGGGUCUGAGCACCGGGACGAGAGGCGCCGCCUCCCCUCCAGACUUGGCUUCGUCCCCGCGCGGGUACGCGGCUUUGCGGCGCCGCAGCACCAGCGGGCUGCCAGACUACCGGGCUCCCCGGUCCCCUGAGCCCCCGCCCUCCCCGCGUAGCGCGGACCUGGACUCCAGCUUUCUGGAGGAAACUGCUUCUCCAUCGUCCCCUCUGCGACUGGAGGACUCGCCGCUAGCCAGGCGGGACUCGCAGAGCUCGCAAUCGGAUGACCCAACCGGCAGCAAUAAGGGCUACGCCCCCCUGCGGGAAACCGGCACCUCCAUGGAGUCUGUCGAGGACACUGGAGCCAGUCAGAGGCCAGACUGUGAGGCCGCCACCGCCUUGGGAGAGGAGCGGAGCUCCCCGGAGCGUCCCAGCCAGGAGCUGCCCAAUAUCGAGCAGCCCGGACCAGUGCAGAGGCAGUUUACAAACAAGGAGAAACUCUUCAUGAUUUCUAGGUCUCAUGCCACGGGGUCAGAAGACGGAGAACUGGAAAGCACUGGCGUUUAGGAGGAAAAGGAGAAAUGGGAGAGUGAUCCACUUGAAUCAGUGCAUUCAACAGUUCCCUAUUUCCUAGUGGACUGACCCGAGAAAAUCAUUCAAAAUCCAAAGAGCUGCAGAAUGUUAUCCUUGAAUUGCAUUCACAAGAUUCCUGUAGAUAACUCCAAGCAAUUUUUUUUUAAAAGAGCAAAAUAGUCUUUUUAUGUCCGAUGGUGAUUGUAUGUUCCAUGAAAACCAAAUGUAUUAAAAGGUCAGCAAAAUUUUAUUCACUAGAUAAAAUUCUCCGAAUUUUCUUAGGAUGAAUAUAAUAUAUUUUUGACAGUAACUGUGCACUUUACCCCAACUUUUUUUUUUAUCCCUAAUUUCCUUAAUCCCUGUACCCACUCUGCCUCUGGCUUUGUCCAUAGCUGCUUGUGAACGACAAGCUUUUUUCCUCCUCCCUUUGUGGAGCACAGAAGGGUUUAUCUCAGUUCUCUUAGAAUUGAUCUUACUAAAUGAUCUCAAAGCCAAAAGCCUAAGUCAAGAAAGAGCUCUUUGCUUGUCGCAUCCUACAUACUCAUCCAACUGUCCAAGGUCUCUAUUUUUUUAAAGGGUUUGUGCAUUUUGCUACUAAGGUAGGUUGUGGAGAUGGGAGGGAGCCAGGAAGUAGAGGGACUGUUACAUUCUUAAAUUCACAGUGUCAAAGUACACCAUGCUUUAUUGAGUAUUACCACAGCUGUAUUGAAAAUUCCAUUAAUAUUUAAAAAUCUUUUUUAAUAAAAAAAGCUUCCAAAAAG